Paramuricea clavata is the source of this 857-nucleotide messenger RNA. NCBI's taxonomy places the organism in Eukaryota, Metazoa, Cnidaria, Anthozoa, Malacalcyonacea, Plexauridae. The record is from the annotation of a GenBank genome assembly.
AUGGAAGAACUGUCGCCGUCUCAACUCGCUACAUAUUUAAGUAAAUUUUUGCUGGCCGUAAGGGAAAAAAACGGAGAAGAAUACGAGCCAACUACUCUUCGAGGUUUUAGAUCCUCAGUCGAACGUUAUCUGAAAAAACAUCGAUAUUGCGAGUCUGUAGUCACGGGACAAAGCUUUGCCCGAACAAGAGAAACACUGAGAUCGAAACAAAAGCAACUAAAGCGCGAUGGAAAAGGAAAUAAACCAUUCGAAGCCGCUUCUUUGACCAAAGAAGAGAUAGAAAUGCUUUACAGCAGCGGUGCUUUUGGUUGUAAUAGUCCUCAAGCUCUAAUAAAUACACUCUGGUACAACAACUGUUUUCAUUUUGGAUUACGAGGCGGGAAGGAACAACGUGAUUUAAAAUGGGGAGAUGUUCUUCUCAAAAAAGAUACGGAAGGUAAAGAGUACCUUGAGUAUAACACUGAGAGGCAAACGAAGACCCGAACCGGUGAAAAUCCCAUGAAUAGAGAAGAUCGAUCAAACCGCGUAUGUACGAAAAUCUUUCAGCUGGCCCUGAACGGAAUCCCGUAUUCUUGUAUAAACUGUACAAAGCUAAACGACCAGAGUCGUAUAUGGACAACAAUGCUCCAUUCUAUCUCGCCGUAAACCACGCGAAUGCCAGUAAGGCAGAUCUGCCAGGACUGAAAUGGUUCAAACCUCAACCAAUGGGUGUAAACAAAUUAAACUCCCUCAUGAAAGACUGUGCACAAAUGGCUGGAAUUGGAAAAGACAAGCGAAUAACAAUUCACAGCGCUCGAAAAACACUAGUUCAAAAACUACAAGACAACAAUAUUCCUCCACCCAAAUCGUACAAAUAA